AUGGACAAGAGCAAACGAAGCGCCGAUAAGAGCGCCAAGGAGCCCUCAAGCAUGCGUGGCGUCCAAGCCGCAGCCGCAGCGUUGGGCUUCGUCCUCUCGGGCACCAUGCUCGGCAUGUUCAUCACCAUACCCGUCAUCCUCGACACGCAGACGGACGCCCUGCAGAUCUGCCGCCAGUGGGCGCGCGCAUUCCACUACGGCCACGUUGCCGGGCCCGGGCUGUGCGGCGCAACGCUGCUGCUCCACCUCUACGCGGCGUUCAAAGGGCGCAAGGACCCCGGCCAGGACAAGGCGAAGGCGAAGGCGGCGCGGAAGCGGCAGCUGGCCGCAGGGCUGGCCACCAUGGGCAUGGUGCCCUACACGUGGCUGACCAUGUCGUCCACUAACAACGCGCUGUUUGCUCAGCUCGCCGGGGGCGCCGCGGACCUUGCGAGCGUGCGGCACCUCGUGGGCGUGUGGAGUUGGCUGCACUUUGUGCGGUGCAUGUUCCCUCUUACGGGGGCAAUCCUGGGCCUCGGGGUCUUCCUGUGA
This is a messenger RNA of Thermothielavioides terrestris NRRL 8126, 531 nucleotides long. RefSeq lists its product as uncharacterized. The transcript has 2 exons. The record is from RefSeq and is a predicted model, not a curated record. NCBI's taxonomy places the organism in Eukaryota, Fungi, Ascomycota, Sordariomycetes, Sordariales, Chaetomiaceae. Bases 1 to 531 code for a protein of 176 amino acids.